AUGCGUCAAUUGGCAAUUUCUUUAAUAAAUUCUGAAAAUGUUAAACCAGAAAUUGAAGUUGAGCAAAUUGAAAAAGAUUUACAAGAAGGUUUUGUGCAUGCUUUAGUUAUUGAAAUUAAAGAAGAAAAAAAGAUAAUUGGUUAUCUUUCAUAUACAAUUUCUUCCUCAUUAAAUGGAGGAAAGGUUGUCUAUUUGGGUGAUUUAAUUUGUCAAAUUAAAUAUAAAGAACUUCCAGUAAGAUUGUAUGCUGAACUUGCAAAGUUGGCCUCCAAAAGUGAAGAAAUCAAGGAAAUUCAAGCUAUAGCCAAUAGCAAGUCUGUUGGGUAUUUUCUCUUUCCAGGAAUGGAUAUUGUGCCAAAAGAAACUUUUUGGCAAUUACAAUUAAAUGAUAAUGAAGUAGAGAAAAUAUUGAAAAAUGGAGUGAAUGUACUUUGUGGAACUUUGAAAUCAACCAUUUAUUUGCCUGGUAAAUUGAGUGGAGAUGAAGCAAUUUAUCUUAUUAAACAAUGGAAAGAAAUGAACGGGGAAGAUGAAUCAACGUCAAAUUUAACGAAUUUACUAAGAACUGGUCAAGUAGGAGCAGUAACUGUCCAUUUAGAUGCUCGUCCAUCAGUUGUCAGCAUGCUUUUCUUUCAUGGAAAUUAUUAUUCUUUUUGGGAUGGACAAAGUAUUUGGGUAGAUAAAAUGUCUUUUUCCCCCUUACAUUUUGAUUGCCAUAUUCCAAAUGCAAUUUCUGCAAUGUUUGGAAAAUUGGUUGAGCUUUCAAAUGCAAUAGGAGCAAAAAGAAUUGGUUGGAUUUUUAAUGAAGAAACAAAAAAGAAUUUUUAUGAAAUUAUGGAAAAUAUUGGAGCUAUAAAUAUGACAAAACAAGAGGAUUGGCAUAUUUAUCGAAGCAACAAAUCAGAAUUUUCUGAAUAUUUGACAACUACUGGGGAUAAUUAUAUGAAGUUAGAUGAGACACAUAAACAACGAGCAAAUGAUUUGUUAAAGAAACAAAAAGCUCGAGAAAUGAAAAAACUUCAAGAAGAAUGAAAGGAGGGAAAGAAGUUUUCUAAAUUUAAAAAAACAAAAGUGCGCGCAUGUUUUGAUUGGCAAUUUUUUAAAAAAUUAUUGGCGCACAUCUUUGAUACUUUCUCUAUUUUAGUCAUUUUUUCUUUGGAUAUCUGUAUCCCAAUCUGAAUUUUCAGGAUAUCC
Meloidogyne enterolobii is the source of this 1194-nucleotide messenger RNA. The record is from the annotation of a GenBank genome assembly. NCBI's taxonomy places the organism in Eukaryota, Metazoa, Nematoda, Chromadorea, Rhabditida, Meloidogynidae.